This is a messenger RNA of Frieseomelitta varia, 1536 nucleotides long. It is a transcript of the gene BORCS5, whose product is annotated as BLOC-1-related complex subunit 5. The transcript is spliced from 2 exons. NCBI's taxonomy places the organism in Eukaryota, Metazoa, Arthropoda, Insecta, Hymenoptera, Apidae. Gene Ontology annotation, cellular component: cytoplasmic side of lysosomal membrane; BORC complex; synaptic vesicle membrane. Gene Ontology annotation, biological process: lysosome localization; organelle transport along microtubule; positive regulation of anterograde synaptic vesicle transport. The record is from RefSeq and is a predicted model, not a curated record. Bases 503 to 1312 code for a protein of 269 amino acids.
ACACGAUAAAUCUAACGGCGUGAACAAUCAAUGGCUAAAAGGGAAAUAACUUUUUGACAACACGCGAAAAACUGAUCUCCGAGUGAUUCCAUUAUCGCGUUCUCUAACACUGCUACUAUUGAAACAAUAACAAACGCAACAGCGUUAUCCAGAAAGGAUCAAAGUUCCAUUAUGUAUCGAGAAAAUUGUCUUCAACGUUAUUAUUAUGAAUUUUCUUAAUUGUGAAAUGAAUAGAAAUGUAUCCUUUUAACGCGGCGUUAAUUAAAACGCUACACGAGUAACGCUAAUACCAGAUGGCCUUGAUAACGUCAGGUGACCUUAAAUCUAACGCAACGAUUAUUGAUUCAAUUAUUCUUGCUAUCAGAUGUAUAAAUCAUAAAUUAUAAACCGAUUGUACGAAAUUUUCAUCGCGGCGUCAGAUUAACGAAGAUCGUUGAAGAAAGUGUGUAUAUACCUGAUGUUAUUCUUACGAUAAAGGAAAGCUUUGAAAGAAUAGAACAGGAUGGGAUCGGAGCAGAGUUCUCAAGGUGGAACCCAUAGUGCUAAUACUAACAGGACAAGAAAUAUACCAUUGAGACGUGGUAAAAGUGUACCAAAUCGUGAGCGAGUACCAGAAGAUACGCCACCAAGAUGUACCAGUCCUGGUGCAAGCAUCUGUUCAGAUUCUGACCUACCAUAUAUAUCUUACACUGUGAAUAGACCUAUCGGCGAUUCGCCAAAGAUGACAAAUAAACAAUCACAGUUAUACAGAGGCAAAAGUUUAGGUGCACAAGAUAUAUCUAGACGUAAAAAUAGCUUAGGUUCUAGUAGCUACAGGAAAACUACCUCCGACAAAAUUCACAACAUUGUUGUAGUGAAACCAGCCUUGCAAGAUCCCACAGCUGACAAAGAUCCUGACCUGGUUAAAUUACAAAGUAUUCCCAUGUUCCUACCUAUUAUGCGUGGUACCCUCAAUUUGCCCCCUGGCGUAAGAGAUCCAGAGGUCCUGGAAAGACUCAAUCCCAUUGGUCUAUUCAACCUGUGUGCUCGGUAUCAGCACCACCUUAACACUAAUGCUCAAAUGAUAGCCACCGAACAAUCCACUCUAUGCAUCAAUAUUGAACCAGAAGUAACCAAAAUUCUUAAUUUGGCAACGGAAAGACAAAAAAAGUUUGCCAAAUUUACUGAACAACUGAACAAAAUACAUGAGCUUAGUAAACAACUAACUAAAUGCCAUUCCCUUUUGAAUCAAACUCUGGAAAGCCUUGAAACUUUGAACAACCUUUUACCAGUAGAGGAUAGGUUAGAACCAUUUGUAUGGACUACUGGAUAAAAUUGAUGUUAAAGAGUAUAUUGAAUGAUAAUUUGAGAAAUAUUACAAAUACACUGCACUGGUGCUAAUCUCAAUUAACUCGAUCCAACAACCUAUUAAGAGAUUUGUUCUGUUUCUUUUUUUUUGUUAAUCACAAUGAAUUUUUACUAUUAAUCCUUACGAAAAGAUUUCUAGUACCUAAACGUGUUGCACAGAAAUUUUUGUUUAUGAAAUUAUAUAUUAUA